CAAACAGAAACACAAAGUAGUAUUAUCACUCAUCAUCAAUCAUAACGCACGUAACGACCAUAAACCGCCAUGGCAAUUCUUGCACUUGUUGUUGCCUUGAUAGCCAUCCACACACACAGCGUGAACUCAAAAGAAGAGGUCACUUUCAACUUCGAAAAAUUCGAUAAACCUACCCCCGGUGAUUAUUGCAGUCUCCUCACCUUCGAAGGUGAUGCCACCGUAAUCGAUAACGAAAUACAACUGACCAAGUUGGAAAAAAACAGGGUAGGCAGAGUCUCAUAUUCCCACCCUAUACGCCUCUACGACAGCAAAACCGGAGAGGUCGCAAAAAUCACCACCAAAUUCAAGUUCUUCAACAAAGAACCUGAUUACAGCAAGCCUCCAGCUGAGGGCAUGACCUUCUUCAUUGCUCCCUACAAAUCAGUCCUCCCUUCUAAUUCCUACGGCGCACACUUCGGACUCCAAACCGGUCCACCGGCCGGACCCGCCGACCAACCCCCGGCGUCCCAUGAUAAUUUUGUGGCCGUUGAGUUUGAUACCCGCACCCAACGUAACUAUGGGGAUCCAGAAGGGAAGCACUUCGGAAUUGAUGUCAACCAGUACUCCGCCAUUGAUGUCAACUCCGUUAUCUCAAAGCCAGAUGGUACUACGCCGUGGACGUAUUGGCAGAAUGGAGGAACGGAAUUCGUGACAAUUACCUUCGAUCCUUCCACUAAGGUUCUCAAGGUUUCUGCCGAGUACGACGGUGUUGACGAUGACAUCGAAUUGUCGUCUUCGGUUGACUUGAAAGAAGUUCUGCCGGAGUGGGUCACGGUAGGGUUCUCCGCCUCCACCGGAGACGACUCGGAAAUAAUGAACAUAAAAUCUUGGUCAUUCUCCUCAAAAUUCAGAAAAAUGAUGAAGCUAAAGGAACGAAGCAAAGGAGGGAGUUCAAGGAAGCCGAAAAGGGACUUAAGUAAGAUGAUCUGCUACAACUGCAAAGAAGGUGGACACUUCAAGUCUGAUUGUCCUAAACUGAAGAAGGAGGACAAGCCGAAAAGGAAAAAGAAGAAAGGUUUGAUGGCUUCAUGGGAAGACUUGGAAAAUGACUCUGAUGAAGACGAAGAAUCAGAAACCAAUGCUUCUUUAGAAGAUGAUGCAGGAAGUGAAGCUGAUAUGAACCAUCAAGCAAAUCAUGAAAAUCUCAAAACUGUCACAGUUGUUGAAUCUGUCUGUCCAGAAAUAUCUCAUCAGAAUGAAGGAGACAUUUCUAUUUUGUCUCCUGAACUAACUAGAGAAUCCAGAACAGAACUACAAACUGAAUCCAAUCAAAGCAAGACCAUUCCUCAAAAGUCACGUAAAUGGAAAUUCUUGAAGGAUUACCCUCAUGAAUUCAUCAUUGGUGAUCCUUCACAAGGCGUAACCACAAGAUCCUCAAGAAAAAAGCAAGCGGAUGCUAGCAACGUUGCUUUCUUAUCCCAAAUGGAACCACUCAAUGUAAAGCAAGCUCUAGAAGACCCAUCAUGGGUUAAAGCCAUGGAAGAGGAGCUAUCCUAA
This is a messenger RNA of Arachis ipaensis, 1536 nucleotides long. The record is from RefSeq and is a predicted model, not a curated record. Lineage: Eukaryota; Viridiplantae; Streptophyta; Magnoliopsida; Fabales; Fabaceae.